GCGUGUCGCCUCCGACGCUCGCGCCCCGCACACCCAAUCUGCUCAUUUAGCAAGCGACGCCGCACACGGCGGUGGCAGCCCCGCGGCCCGGCCGACGCUGCAGCCGGGCCGGCCCGAGCUCCUUCGAUCGUGACCACAUGUGACAUCUCGCCAAAAUGAUUGUGCCGAUUGUUUACGUUAACGCUAGUUGAUAACCGAGAAGCCGACGCUGGCAUGCUAAUUCGGACUGUUCGGCGUGGCGAUACGUGGACUGCACGCGGCGGCGACGCGGCUCGUGAGCUCGCGGGGUAUUCGCGCGCGCGGUGUGAUCGCGCGAGGAUUUCGCGCGCGAGUUGUGGACGCGCGGUAGAUCGCGCGCGCGACCUGGCGGCUUGGCGCCAUGCGGUAGCGCGGCGGCGCGGCCGAGCGGCGGGCGAGCACUCGUGCGCUCUCGGCUAUGUGCCCCCUUUGCGCUACAUUGUAAGUCUCGAUCAGUCGAUGACACAGCCAAGGAGGACCCAUGUCUUACUGGGGUGGUGUUAGCCUAAGAUGGUGUUGGCGUUUGUGGUCGGAGUCCUGUGCGUGUGGGGCCGCUUAAGCGUCGCAAACCCUGAAGCGAAGCGGCUAUACGACGACCUCCUUUCAAACUACAACAGAUUGAUUCGGCCCGUGGGCAACAACUCAGACCGGCUCACCGUAAAGAUGGGACUGAGGCUUAGUCAACUCAUCGACGUUAAUCUUAAGAAUCAAAUCAUGACAACGAACGUUUGGGUAGAACAGGAAUGGAACGAUUACAAGCUAAAAUGGAACCCCGACGAUUAUGGCGGCGUUGAAACUCUGCACGUGCCUUCUGAACACAUAUGGCUACCUGACAUCGUGUUGUAUAAUAAUGCGGACGGCAACUAUGAAGUGACUAUAAUGACUAAAGCUAUCCUUCAUCACGACGGAAAAGUUGUUUGGAAGCCGCCUGCCAUUUAUAAGUCCUUUUGUGAGAUCGACGUCGAGUACUUUCCCUUCGAUGAACAGACCUGUUUCAUGAAAUUUGGUUCAUGGAGCUAUGACGGAUACACGGUGGAUUUGAGGCAUUUGAAGCAGACGCCGGACUCCGAUCAUAUAGGGAUGGGCAUCGAUCUAUCGGAGUACUAUAUAUCGGUCGAAUGGGACAUCAUGCGGGUACCGGCGACAAGGAAUGAAAAGUUCUACUCAUGCUGCGAAGAACCUUAUCCUGAUAUUAUUUUCAACCUCACCUUGCGGAGAAAAACCCUUUUCUACACGGUCAAUCUCAUUAUCCCUUGCGUUGGAAUCUCUUUUCUAUCAGUACUCGUCUUCUACCUUCCAUCAGAUUCAGGCGAAAAGAUUUCACUUUGCAUCUCAAUUUUACUCUCUUUGACCGUGUUCUUCUUAUUGUUAGCAGAAAUUAUACCUCCGACGUCACUGACUGUUCCCUUGUUAGGAAAAUAUUUAUUAUUUACUAUGAUGCUAGUCACGUUAUCAGUCGUAGUCACUAUUGUGGUGCUAAACGUAAAUUUUAGGUCUCCAGUUACACAUCAUAUGGCUCCUUGGGUGCGAAAAGUCUUUAUAGAUUUUUUACCCAGAAUUUUAUGUAUACAAAGGCCCGAAAAAUCUGAUGAUGAUGAAAAUGAUAAGCCGAUUGAGGUACUUACUGAUGUGUACGGUGGCGAUGACAUGGAUGGAAAAUUCAAGGAAUGGGGCUGCGAGGAAUAUGAACUGCCAGGAAUGCCUCCAUCACCGCCACCGCCUCCGGGUGGUGAUGAUGAACUCUUUUCUCCACCACCAGGAUCACCUUGCCGCUUAGACCUCGAUGAUGGCAGUCCAUCUCUAGAAAAACCAUACGUUAGAGAGAUGGAAAAGACAAUAGAAGGAUCUAGAUUCAUUGCUCAGCAUGUUAAAAAUAAAGACAAAUUUGAGAGUGUUGAGGAUGAUUGGAAAUAUGUAGCUAUGGUACUGGACAGAAUUUUCCUGUUCGCAUUUACGAUAGCUUGCGUCCUCGGCACCGCUCUCAUUAUAUUCAGAGCGCCGACGUUUUACGAUAAUACAAAGCCCAUUGACAUUCUUUACUCGAAAAUUGCGAAGAAAAAGUUGGAGUUGCUCAAAAUGGGCUCGGAAGGUGACCCGGGUCUCUGAAAUUCGUCUUACGUCUUCGGCCACUCGCCGCCGAAGACGUUCUGGGAGCUGAUUGUGAUGUGGUGGCACGGAUGAUCUAUGUAAAGCUCCCAGAUGGGAACUAUGAGGCGAGAACGUGUUUUGUGCUCAGUGUGGUGCCAAGCGCUCGAUGCGCCGCGGGACGUGUUCACGCCGCUUGCGUGUCCAAAACCGUCUUUUUAUAUAAAUAAACUCAUACGCGUAUUGUGUCCGUCGAUAGUCGAAACAAAAACGGAAGAACCUCAUAAGUACGGCCGUUUUGUGUUGGCGUCGAAUCUGCCGUCAAUAAUUUUUUAUAUUGGAAUCACCAUAUUUAACAUAAAUAUUUUUAAGCAUAUAUUAAUUGUAUUUUUUAAUUUAAUUAAAUUUAAUUAAGUUUUUUAUUUUCUAAAGAUUAUUCGACAUGAGCGCACAAACAUUGUAUAGUUUAAAUUAAGUAAAGUUUAAUUUGUCGCAAUUAAUUAUGUUGCAUUUUUGGUAUAAAGACUAUACGGUUACAUUUAAUUAAAUAGGAUUUAAUUCGAAUAAAAUUGAGCUCAAUUUCAAGAUAUAAAAAUUAGAUUGUAAAGAGAUACUUUUCUCUCAAACGUAUUAAUAUUAAUCGAAUAUAAUGAAGUUCAUUUUCUUGAAAACGUCCUCAAUGAGUGGGACAUUGUAGAUGAUGUAUGUAUUGAAUAUGUAUUGGUGAGUAUAUAUGAUGCAUUAAAUAUACAUUUAAUAUUUUAUAAACUACGUACUCGCGUAAAACUUAUAAGGACAAUAUCGAUUGAUUAAAUGAAUGAAUCGUAAUUUCCCCGUAGAUAUAAUAAAUUAAGGGAUUGUAGAUAUUUAGGUGAGUGUACCAUCACAAUUGAUGGGCACUUAUAUUAUAAUAUACUAUGAAUAGCCGUAAUGUCACGUUGCGACGGUGAUAAUAUUGUUUCAUUAGAUAUAUUUAUAGGCCACAAUUGACUGCCAAUUGUAAUUUAAAUUUUUAUAAAAUUCGAUAUUCUUAGAUAGUUUGAUAACUUAUUUAAUUCAAUUUUUUUAAGGUGCCAAAUUACGCCAAGAUCAUAGUUUCUUAUAAAAGGCCAAUUAAAAUAUUCUUAAAUUAAUUUGUGAGAGCUGUCGUGUUUUUUUUAAGUAUGCUUGUUCAUUCUGUGACAUCUAAUGCUUGCCCUAUGAAGCAACGACUGAGAAGCUAUAACGAUAUGUCUGCAAUGAGCUAGGAAUUAUGGAUUUUUCACAAAACUGACUUACCAUAAUUUCAUUAAUCCUAGAGUACAGGGUAAAAUUAGUACACCAAUUACUUCCCCUGAUUUUUAUUCUCACGUUUUCACCGAUUGUAAAGUCUUUUACUCACUUAUAGGCACUCUACCACUUGUCUUAGAUAAUAAAAUCAUUGUUGAGAUUAAUGAAAUUAGUAUCUAAUGAAAAUGUAGGUAUUAUAUUAGAUAUCAUUCUUUUGUUAAUUACCUAUUCAUGUUCAUAUUAUAAUGUAGGUUGUACUUUCAAAAUCAUUUUAAACACCUUACAUGUUAGACGUAUCAAGUACGUACAACUUCACCUCAACCCAUUACGUAGAGUAACGUAGCCUUUGUCGUAAUAAAAAAAAAAAAUUUCGAGCCGCGUUAUUGAUAUGUCAAAAGUAAUACAUCAUUAUAUGAUUAGAUAAUGAUUACCUAGUUACUGAAAUUAAUAAUAUUUUAAUGAAUUCAACAGCGAGCAGUAAGGUAAACAGGGAUGGUUCUAGUGAAAUUAUUCAAACCGUUUUGUGUGAUUCGUCUUAAUAUUAUAAGUGUUAUUGAAUGUGUAUAGCUGUUUGUGCCAAUUACGCAUUCGGCUAGAGUAGAUUAGAAAAUACGUAAAAAUGCGUUAGUUAUACACGGGAUACGGACGGUACUUACGCGUAAGUAACCUGUUGAAAGCUCGCUAAAGGUUGAAAGAAGUAAAAGAUUAGGUAUGUAUUUAGGGAAGUCACACUCAUUUCACGCAGCUCUGGGUGUUUUAAAUCUUAAUAAUUAUACAGGUGUUUUGUGCGAACGUUACCCUAUAAUUCCAAUAGGAUAUUGGCCAAUAGAAGAUCAGGGAAAUCUUGCUGAAUUUUUUUUGGUCAAUACUCACGUCAUAGCCAUUAAUACCUCGUAUACAGCUGCUGCUAAAGUUGUGACUUUGGCACUAACGACGCCAGUUUUUAUUCGAAGGAAUUUUUGGAAGGAAUUGUUGUACUUAAAAUUAAUUUUCUACGGUAAAAUCACAUCGGUAAAUUGAGUAGGAAGUGCUAUUGCACGCACCGAAACACCAAGUUAGAAGUAUUAUUGUCAUUAAAAAUAAUGGUUAGUUAAGUCCACAGGCUUCCCUCACUAUUCCGUAAUUAUCCAACUUUUAUUGUAGAUAUUUGCUAGAAAAUAAACGGUCUGUUGUUAUUUUUAUAUGACUGCAAAUAAUAUUAUAAUAGAUAGAUUUUCUAAAGAAACACCAUAGGUUAAUAUAUUUAGACGACGAGUGUAAUCGUGAAUAAGUAUACUGAAUGAUAGUCGAUUGAGUUGUUAGGAAUAAAGGUGAGUUAGGAUGUAAAUAACUGUGACGAAAUGAGCAUGAAAUCAAAAGUCAAGUAUAGUCUAAAUGCGUAAUACAGCGUUGAUUCGUUUCGCAACAAAUCCUGAUAAGAUUUGAAAGAUUAAUGGACUUCGAUUUUAAAUAAUGUGAAUAUAAAUAACCUAGAAUAGGCCCUUAGAAAUGUUGAAACUGGAUGAGCUAAGCCGAUACAACGAUUAAUAAUCCUAAUUCUUUAGUAUGAAUGAAAUUUUGAUUACGGUAAAGCUUUCGAUCUCUUAAAUCCUUCCAUUGGUUAAACAUCCAGUUUUGUAAUCUUAGCUCGAGGGCGUUCUACUUAAUAUUUUCUGUGAUUUGUAACUUUGGUUGUACCCUUGUUAUUAUCGUCUGAAAGACAUCUUCGUAAGUUUAUCUUUAUUUGUUCCCUGUUGUGUUUGAUCUGAUACUUGAGUUGUUGGAACGAGGUCGUUAUUAUAGACUACGUCUGUACAUGCAUGUUUCGGGUGAUAAACGGGUAUGAGAGUCAAGUUUUGUCGUAUAUCUCAAUUUAGAUAGGUAAAUAAUAAAUUUACAAUAAAUAACGCUAGCAUCACAUCGUCAAUAAGUAAUUAAUGUAAGUAUAUUAAAAUAAGUGGUGUUUUAGCUUCUCAAUGUUUAUUAGAGUUAGUCGACGAAUGAGUCGGUUCGUAAGCACGAUGUUAGACAAAUUUGUUAUCAUCAAUUAUAAUUUCACUAAUGUCAAUUAAAGCUAGUUCAUCAGUGUUUUUACACGACAUUUUAAUAUACGAUUCUAUGUGAUGUAUUUUUUAACAUUUUAAUUUUAUUUAAUCUUCGCAAUCUA
Messenger RNA from Vanessa tameamea, 5518 nucleotides. RefSeq names its product acetylcholine receptor subunit alpha-like 1 (gene nAChRalpha1). Gene Ontology annotation, cellular component: plasma membrane; neuron projection; postsynaptic membrane. The record is from RefSeq and is a predicted model, not a curated record. Gene Ontology annotation, biological process: chemical synaptic transmission; monoatomic ion transmembrane transport; regulation of membrane potential. NCBI's taxonomy places the organism in Eukaryota, Metazoa, Arthropoda, Insecta, Lepidoptera, Nymphalidae. The coding region runs from base 529 to 2124 and encodes 531 amino acids. Gene Ontology annotation, molecular function: transmembrane signaling receptor activity; acetylcholine-gated monoatomic cation-selective channel activity. The transcript has 10 exons.